Messenger RNA from Exophiala xenobiotica, 3066 nucleotides. RefSeq lists its product as uncharacterized. The transcript has a single exon. The coding region runs from base 406 to 2667 and encodes 753 amino acids. The record is from RefSeq and is a predicted model, not a curated record. Lineage: Eukaryota; Fungi; Ascomycota; Eurotiomycetes; Chaetothyriales; Herpotrichiellaceae.
UGCGUCUACCCGGAAACCCCAGCGCCACACGAGGAACUGGAACUGGAUCGUUGCCAAAAUCAGACCCGAUAAUGCGCGAAACUCCCAACAAGCUGAUGAUGAAUCAGGAUCCCUCGGACAGUAGGUGCUUUUACUUUUCUUUCGUCGACCCGUCGCUUGUUUUAGAGACAUGAUAUCACGUCGGCUCGAUCGAGUCUCACGUUCCUUUCCACCGUGAUUACGAGAGCGCCGCGUAAGUCAGGAUCCGAUAUUUCUAGAGGAUCAUUGCACUCGCCCAUUCAACUACCCGAUGCGAAUAUAUCUGUCUCUCCCUUCUGGAAGGAAGUCGUGCAUGGUCGGAGGCCUCUUGAAACGCGGCCGUCACUGUCAUCGCGGAUAGGCAUUCUCGAAAACCGAUGAUAUGAGAUGGAGGAACACAACAAUACUUCAUGGCCGUUACCUUCCAGCGACAUGAGACGAGACAUCACAGUGGACAGCACGGCCGCUAAAGUGACGAACGAAAACACAACAGCCCUACCAUCACCUCAUGAUGUAAAACCGCAGGAUGAGACGAGCAAGACUCACAGCUCGCCGGAGCCCGUCAUGAACGAAAAGAUGGAUUCCUCAUCCCAUCCAGGUCUCAUGAUACCUGAGGCACAUACCAAUACCAACUUCAACGCCGGCACCAACAGCGACACCUUCAUGACAUCCAACGCACCGCUAACGUUCCUCCGACGCAAAUCCAGAUUCACGGGCCGAUAUCGAUACACUCUCCUCUCGCAGACAAGUUUGCGCAACAGUCUACUCCCACUAGCCGGUUUUCUCGAACUGGCCAAUGCAGGCGACUUUGCGGCCAACGUGUUCAACGACGUCCCCGUGCCCGCUUUCGCCGCCGCCUUGAUGGGCAUAGGAGGCUGCGUCGCGCUGUUCUUCGCCGUUGUCGCCAUCUACGAUGCCCACCUAGCCUGGCAGAAUGUAUGCAUACUCCGUCGCGAGCGACGAACCCUCCACUCCUUGUCAUCUCGUCCACAAUACCGCCAGCAAUCCGGCACCACCGAUGCGAACGCGGACGCAGAAAAGGAAGAUCUCAGUACUUCUACCGACGUGAGAACCACUGCCCGGCCCCGGCCACCACCUCCAAACGCAGGCCUCGACCAGGCCCAACCCCACGCCUUCGCGCUGCGCGUCUACAUUGACGUCAACACCUUCGAACUCGGCACCGAAAUCAUUGACCGCCUCAUGAUGGACGUGACCAUGGGCUUCGGCGCCGUGCUCGUCGGCGUGGGCACGCUCAUGGCCAUCGGCGGCGCGAACCACGACGUCUUCCUCGCGAGCAACCUGCUGUCCGGAUACAUUGGCAACGGACCCGCCGCGCUGGCCGGCCUCCUGCGCGCCGUCUGGUCGGCUUACGUGUACCAGCGCGCCAGUCGACACCAGCGCACCGCGCGCAUGGCAUUUGCUGCGAAGCAAACCAAGGUCGACGUCAACCUCAACGGCAACCGCGGCUCUGGCUUGUCCGAAUCCAAGUCUGACGCUUUACCCCCUCAAAGAGCCUCCGGUAUUAGGCAGGAGUCGGCGCUGCGCUCGUACAACAGACGGUAUCGAAUGGUCAAAAUCUACGCCGUCUUAGCUGGACCGACGAGUCUCGUCGCCGGCGCGGCCUCAACCAUCACGGCGACCCGCUGGUGGGGUUACACCAUGCUCGCGCCCUGCGUGGCUCUGUCGUGGUUGUGCAAUUGGCUUUUCAGGCGCUACAUCGGCUAUACGAGGCCCAUUCCCAUCCCCAUCUCUAUCUCCGGCAGUGAUAACGAUGAUGAGGAACAACAACGCCAGUCCGGCCCUGUGCCUGAAAUUCUCGCUCAAAUAGACGAGGACCAAUUGAUCGGCCACUUGACCGAUGCCAUUGAGACCAGAAAAAGUCUCGAGGCUGCCAAGACGCAGACGAAGAAGGGGACGACGACGACGAGUCGAAAGACAGAGACAAAGACCUGUACCAACGACAUGCCCGCAACUGCGACUCGCACGUCCAUCUUCACAUUUCUCACCAAACUCAACCUGCUCGAACCCUUCUACCUCGCCCUCCUCACGUCGCCCACAUUCGGCCGCGAGAAACUGCAAGCCGCGACUGUGGGUCUGGAUCUGGAUCUCGAUCUCCGCAAAGACACAGAUGUCGUUCAAAUAGAACGAGAACGAGAUCAAAAAGAACAACAACAAAUUCCUCUCACUACUCAAAACGGCACCAAGUCGAACUCGAACUCGACCUCAAACUCCAACUCCAGCUCCAGCCCGACCAUCAUCAUCGACGACCCUGAAUACUUACUCUCAAAUCUGCUCGGUAUUGCAACUUCAUCCACAUCCACAUCCACACCCUCAACAUCACACUCACCCUCAUCCUCCGAAACCGCCCACGACGGCGUUGCUCCUGUUCCGGCUCAGGUUCAUAACGAGAAUGAAAACGAGAAUGAAAACGAGAAUGAAAGCGAAAAUAAAAAUGAUAUCGACUUUGACGGCAUUACGACAACCGCCCGCUCAGUCCUCUCAUCUCACGGCAUCCUCCACGCUCGGCAUCGAGAACGGUUUAUCAUUGAAUUUCUGGGAUGCUGGAUCCAUCACCUGCAUCACCAGCGUCACCAGCCUCAGCAGGCUCAGCAUGACCAGCCAUUCCCAAAGACGACUCAGAAGGCAUAACAUAAAGACGCAUGGCAUGAAUAACAUAGAUGAAAGGCCUCGCGGCCAAAAGAAAAGCUAACGGAAAUCAAUCGUAAUGUUGGAAACUAUUAUAUUUGGUGCCAUCCAGUGUCCCAUACCCUGUACCCCAAGUUUCAAUCGCUAUGCUACGGACAUGCGAGUCUCUUUUAUAACAUGUUGAUCACAUAGGCUUACCCUUUAACAUCAUCCCAAGAUGGUGUAGGCCACCCACAGUCAAGUCGAGUUGAUAUCAAUUCGGAUUGACAACUGAAUGGCUUCUACUCCUCGAAGCGGAACGAACAUAUGAUUCUCCCCUGGGUGUGGUAGCUAGAUUGAACAUGGUCCGCGGGUUCCCCAUCGGCCCUUGAGUGAAGAGUUCGGCAGGUAUGAUAGCUCGAG